AGCGGAUUUUCUUCCUGGGACAGAGGUGUUUGCAAGGACUGAGUGUCCUCCUGGGCUGUAGGCAAUGUGUGCGUUCAGCCCAGGGGUGCUGGUGGUGCUCCUGCAGCCCCCCCAGGACCUCCCUUGGCCAAUGACGGCUGGUCCUUGACACGUCCCCAGCCGGGCAGGAGCUGGGUUCGGCUCUGCCCGGGUUCCUCUCCCCUGCCGUGCCCGGCCCCUGGGUGCGCAGCCUGCCCAGGGUGGAGUUAUGCUAAUGCUGCUCUCCAGCCCUCGGCGCAGCCGGUGCCGCUCGGCAUCUCCUGCUGGCCACGGGCGACGCUGGCUGAGCCAUGGCCACCGGCCCCGAGCUGCAGCCUGGGCAAGAGAUAAAACGUUUCCUGAAGGAGGACUCGGACGAGGCUGAGCUGACCCAGUUCCUGCGGGAUUGCCCAGCAACUGACAGCUCCAGGAAGGUGGAGGCCCCGGAGAGCCGGCGGGAGCCCGGCCACCCCCUGGGCAGCGGGGCCAGGGUCCCCCCAGACGAAGGCAGUGACGAGAGGGACGCCAGGAUUUUCUCCCGCUCCCGGCCCGCGGAUUUCCAGCAGCACAUCGCCGCCCCCCCGCCCCCCAGCCCCAACCGCCCGCGCAGCCCCUGGGGACAGCUGGACCCCUACGACUCCUCCGAGGAUGACAAGGAGUACGUGGGCUUUGCCACGCUGCCCAACCAGGUGCAUCGCAAGUCGGUGAAGAAGGGCUUUGACUUCACCCUCAUGGUGGCAGGGGAAUCCGGGCUGGGCAAGUCCACCCUGGUCAACAGCCUCUUCCUGACGGACAUGUACAGGGACCGCAAGCUGCUCAACGCCGAAGAGCGCAUCACGCAGACAGUGGAGAUCACCAAGCACGUGGUGGACAUCGAGGAGAAGGGGGUCAAGCUGCGCCUGACCAUCGUGGACACGCCGGGCUUUGGGGACGCCGUCAACAACACCGAGUGCUGGAAGCCGGUGGCCGACUACAUCGACCAGCAGUUCGAGCAGUAUUUCCGUGACGAAAGUGGCCUCAACCGGAAAAACAUCCAGGACAACCGAGUGCACUGCUGCAUCUACUUCAUCUCGCCCUUCGGCCACGGGCUCCGGCCCCUGGACGUGGAGUUCAUGAGAGCUCUGCACCAGCGCGUGAACAUCGUGCCCGUGCUGGCCAAGGCUGACACCCUGACCCCCGCUGAGGUGGAGCGCAUGAAGAACAAGAUCCGGGAGGAGAUCGACCACUACGGCAUCCGCAUCUACCAAUUCCCUGAGUGCGACUCGGACGAGGAUGAGGAGUUCAAGCUCCAGGACCAGGCACUGAAGGAGAGCAUCCCCUUCGCCGUCAUCGGCAGCAACACGGUGGUGGAGGCCAAGGGCCGGCGUGUCCGUGGGCGCCUCUAUCCCUGGGGCAUCGUGGAAGUGGAGAACCCGUCCCACUGCGACUUCGUGAAGCUGCGCACGAUGCUGGUGAGGACGCACAUGCAGGACCUGAAGGACGUGACACGGGAGACGCACUACGAGAACUACCGCACACAGUGCAUCCAGAGCAUGACCCGCAUGGUGGUCAAGGAGCGCAACCGCAACAAGCUGACCCGGGAGAGCGGGACAGACUUCCCCAUCCCCGUGAUCCCCCCGGUGCCGGACGUGGAGACCGAGAAGCUCAUCCGGGAGAAGGACGAGGAGCUGCGGCGGAUGCAGGAGAUGCUCCAGAAGAUCCAGAAGCAGAUGAAGGACUCACACUAGCCCGUCCCUCCUCCUCCUCCUCCUCGUCCUCCUCCUGGCCCCAUCAGAAAUGUUUACAUCACGCUCCUCCCGCCCGGCCCCGCUGCCAGACUCGGUACCAGCACCCACCCACCACCUUAAGCUGCGGCAUCGCCUUAUCCAACCCCCAGCGCCCGCGGGGACACCCGGGGACAGCGAGGGGACACCGGGGACAGCGAGGGACAGGGCAGCCAUCCCGGGGUCCCCUGCCCCGCUUCCCCCCACUCACUGGGGACAGCUCGGUCCCCCAGGCUUUGGUUUCCCGUUUCUCCACAGCUCUGGGGAGGGCCCUGGCCAGCCUGGUCCCCACAGCCUGUCCCUUGUCCCCGUGUCACCCUGGGCUCCCUGCUUACCGCCUUUAUGCUCAGCUUGGCCCUGGCUUAAGGGAAGAGGAAAGGGGGGACACUGGUGCCAGGCCCCCAAUGCCCCAGCUGCUGAGGGGGACAGGGCUGUUCCCCUGGCCUUGGCUGGCGUGGAGGGACAGCAGCUCCUGGGGACCACAGGGGACAGAGGGGGUGGAGGGACAGCCAAGGAACAGCCACCCUCCUGCUCCCUGCCAGCACCAGUGCAGGGGGACUGUGUCCAGCUCUGUGGACACAUGGAG
Messenger RNA from Melozone crissalis (California towhee), 2367 nucleotides. RefSeq names its product septin-4-like. Gene Ontology annotation, cellular component: septin complex; cell division site; synaptic vesicle. Gene Ontology annotation, biological process: cytoskeleton-dependent cytokinesis; regulation of exocytosis. The coding region runs from base 330 to 1745 and encodes 471 amino acids. Gene Ontology annotation, molecular function: GTPase activity; molecular adaptor activity; GTP binding. The record is from RefSeq and is a predicted model, not a curated record. Lineage: Eukaryota; Metazoa; Chordata; Aves; Passeriformes; Passerellidae. The transcript is spliced from 13 exons.